Molecule: messenger RNA, 1759 nt
Organism: Tarenaya hassleriana
Lineage: Eukaryota; Viridiplantae; Streptophyta; Magnoliopsida; Brassicales; Cleomaceae
Product: polyadenylate-binding protein 6
Exons: 7
Coding region: 89-1717 (542 amino acids)
Cellular component (GO): cytosol; nucleus; ribonucleoprotein complex
Molecular function (GO): mRNA 3'-UTR binding; poly(A) binding; poly(U) RNA binding
Source: RefSeq, a predicted model, not a curated record
CCAUUUUCUUCUCUCUCUUCUUGAAUACUUCACUCUGCUCCAUUUUUGUACUCUCCCGAGAAAAGAACAAAACCUCAGACGAACAACGAUGGCGGGCGCGAAGCAAGAAACGGCGCUGUUUGGGAGCCCUCAACGCUCCGUGAAGAAAGCUUCGCUUUACGUCGGCGAUCUUUGUGCCGACGUGACGGAAGAAGAUCUCAUCGCCAAAUUCUCCUCGACGGUUCCCGUCGUCUCCGCCCAUCUCUGCCGCUGCUCCGCCACCGGAAAAUCCCUUCGCUACGGCUACGUCAACUUCGAUUCCCGCUUCAAUGCAUCAAAUGCUAUGGCUUGCUUGAACCACACUGACUUGAAGGGAAAACCGAUGAGGAUAAUGUGGUUCCAGAAGGAUCAGUCACAGCGUCGGAGUGGAAUCGGCAACCUUUUCGUUAAAAACCUCGGCAGUUCAAUCACCGGUGGUUGCUUAGAGCGUAUCUUCAGCCCCUUCGGGACCAUACUUUCCUGCAAAGUGGCCGAGGAAAACGGGCAGAGUAAAGGUUUCGGCUUCGUCCAGCUCGAUUCAGAACAAUCCGCUGCAUCCGCUCGGUCUGCUCUCCAUGGCUCUCUCAUCGACGGGAAGAAACUAUUUGUAGCGAAAUUCAUCAAGAAGACUGAAAGGGCAGCAAAGUCGGGGAAAAAUGAUUUCACAAACCUUUAUGUGAAGAAUCUGGAUGAAGAUGUGACGGAGGAUUUUCUGCUCGAAACGUUUGCCAAAUACGGGGGAGUUUCUAGCGUUUCGGUCACGAGGGAUGGAGCCGGGAAAUCGAGAGGUUUCGGGUAUGUGAGUUUCUUCGAGCCAGAAAGUGCGAGGAAUGCGACAGAGGCCCUGAAUGGAGCAUUUCUUGGAUCCAAGAAUUUGUUUGUCGGAAGGGCUCAGACCAAAGCUGAAAGGACAGAGAUGCUGAAAUAUGAACUCAAGGAGAAGUUUAUUUCCGGGUUUAAGACGUUGAAGCGGUUCAAUCUGUACGUGAAGGACCUGAGUGAAUCGGUAGAUGAGACGAGGCUGCGAGAAAUUUUCGGACGCUACGGGAACGUUGUCUCUGCAAAAGUGAUGCGUCACGAGAAUGGUCUAAGUAAGGGAUUCGGGUUUGUGUGCUUCUCUAACCGCGAAGAAUCGAAACAGGCGAAGAGAGAUCUCGACGGAUAUCUUGUCGACGGAAAGUCGUUGGUUGUCCGAGUGGCAGAGCGGAAAGAGGAUCGGGUCAAGAGGUUGCAGAAGUUCUUCACUGAACCGUCAGGCCAAGUUCCAUACGGUUCCGUUCCGAACCUUCCUGUAGGUUUUCCCGUCCAGUCUCACAAUCAACCGAUGCCUGUUUCGUACGCAUAUCUUCAGCCGUUCCAUGUCGGGCGAUCCUCUUUCUACAUGGGUUCUCAGGCAUUCCUCCCGAACUACGUCACCUCAUAUAUUCCUGCGGGAGAAUCACAGUCCAAGAAAAACCAGCCACAGGAUGAGGUGAACAGAAGAACGGUGUUCAGCAAAAGCAAGGGCAAAACCCGAAAUGUUGGAAGUCGGAAACAUAGGUUCGGUGGCAAAGGAAACGGAGUUGGAGACGCGGAAAUGCCCUCCCGAGCUUCGAAAUCUACUGUGAGCCUAGACGAAGCAACAUCGGUUCUGAAAGCUGUACUGCUGAAAUCCUCUCAUGCUUGUGGCAGUGAAAGCAGAAAAUUCCAAACCAAUUAGCCGACGCUACGGAUAUUGAUCUGAUCAUCGGGUUUCAGAAGA